Messenger RNA from Paramecium octaurelia, 1163 nucleotides. The record is from the annotation of a GenBank genome assembly. Lineage: Eukaryota; Ciliophora; Oligohymenophorea; Peniculida; Parameciidae.
UUUAACUGUUAAUGAAGGACAUUUCAAGAAGAAUCUUUGAAAAAGAAAAUUAAGCAGAAGUUUCCAACAAUCCUAGACAAUUAAACAAAUCCCUGACUUAGUUAGUGUCAUUGACAAUGAUAAACAAUACUCGAAGUAUUACAUAAAAUACUAUGUCAUUAGAAACUGAAUUUAAAGGCGUAGAUAUAAAGAAUACUCAAGUACCUGUCUCCCAAAGACCACUUGUAUUUUGUAAGCCUGAGUAGAGAGUGAAAACGGUGAAAACUAUACCAUCCCCAUAAAAAUAAUCCUAAGAGAAGAGCAACGAGAGUCAAUCAAAAGAAUUAUGUAAUUUGUUAUAGAACUACUCAGAGCCAAUUUUAGAUUAUUAUACUAAAUUGGAUGUAUGUUAUUUAAAUAUAUUUUUAGACUGAAACUCCUAAAAAUAGUUUAUAAAAUCAUUCUAUAAAUACCAGUUUGAGAGCAAAAAUGAUAGAUUGGAUAGUUGAAGUUCUUUCAUCUUAUAAAUGCAAGGAUCAAACGUUUCAUUUAUCAAUAAGAUUGAUGGAUUUGUAUCUAUCAAAAACUACUCAGAAACAUCUUCCAUAGGACUUGCAUUUAGUUGGAGUCUCAUCAAUGUUUAUAGCAUGUAAAUAUGAGGAAAUCUAUCCUGUGAAAUUGCAGGUAGUUUAUGAAAAAAUUGCACACAAAAAAUUAACUAAGGAAGAAAUCAAGGACAAAGAAGCAGACAUAUUAUAAGUUCUUGAUUUCAAUUUGAAUGGAACUACAAUAUUAGAUAUCAUAACAAUGGUCUUGUCAAUUCUAAAUCUACAUUAAUAGUUAUAUGAAGUGGCUAAUUUUUUAGCAAAAUUAGUAUUUAUUAUAAUUUAAAGCAGGCUUUAUUUGAUUAUGAAUUUGUCAACUAAUACUCAUAUUUGUAGUUAGCAUGUGCAGUUUUAAUUGUCAGUACAAAGACGAUAGAAUUGAUUGAUUAAAAUUUAUCAUCAGAAGUGACUAUCUCAUUGAUUAUAUCUACAUUAAAACUAGAUUAUAAAGAUUCCAUUACUUGUGCCAAUAGAUUAUUAGAAUAGGCCAAAGGAUUUGAGAAACAGUUUCCUAAUUUAGAAAAUCUUAAGAAAUUCAGUAAGUUUCAAAUUUCAGACAUUAUGUAAACCUAAUGUUGA